This is a messenger RNA of Verticillium nonalfalfae, 273 nucleotides long. RefSeq lists its product as uncharacterized. The record is from RefSeq and is a predicted model, not a curated record. Lineage: Eukaryota; Fungi; Ascomycota; Sordariomycetes; Glomerellales; Plectosphaerellaceae. Bases 1 to 273 code for a protein of 90 amino acids. The transcript is spliced from 2 exons.
AUGAAGGUCUCCGUCAUCCUCGCACUUCCUGCCCUUGCCCUCGCUGCGGCAACUCCCGCUGUUGAGGAGCGCCAGCUUCCUGUCAUUCCCAGCCUGCCUGGUCUUCCUCUGAACCCAACUUGCCUCCUGCGUAUCGCCGGCAUCACUUCCUGCGUCCCUGGUGGCGUUGAUGCUGACACGCUCCUGAGUGAUCUUCUCGGCUGCCCCGUCCGCGUCAUUCUCUCUGCCCUUGACUGCAUUCUCUCGGGUGUUCCCCUUCCUGUCAAGGAGUAG